This is a messenger RNA of Fusarium vanettenii 77-13-4, 768 nucleotides long. RefSeq lists its product as uncharacterized. Gene Ontology annotation, cellular component: plasma membrane. The record is from RefSeq and is a predicted model, not a curated record. Gene Ontology annotation, molecular function: acetate transmembrane transporter activity. The coding region runs from base 1 to 768 and encodes 255 amino acids. Lineage: Eukaryota; Fungi; Ascomycota; Sordariomycetes; Hypocreales; Nectriaceae. The transcript is spliced from 5 exons.
AUGGACUAUUUCCGAAAGGUGAACGGGGUGUCACGGAAUGCAGCCAAAGUCGACGAAGCGUCUUUGCGAACGGAGUCGAGAAAGAUGGCCUCCUCGAAGCAAGAAUCCGGCAACCCGACUCCGAUUGCCACGUGCGGACUCUUUGUGGCCUUUGGAACACUGGCCUGUCAGCUCCUCUUCGCCCAGAACACCGUCAACAUCGAUUCAGCAGCCAUACCGGCCCAUCUCUUUUUCGGAGGGUUCAUGAUUACCUUGGGGGGUGCACUCGAGCUCUGCCUCGGUCACUAUAUCCCAGCGAUGGCCUUGGUUUCCUUAGGCCUCUUCUGCUUCCCCUUCAACAAGACUCUGUUGCCAGCCUUCUCGACUGCCACACAAGGCAUGGUGACCGACGGUGCGGUUUCUCCAACCAUGGAGAUUAGCACCCGGUUUGAAACUUCGGCUCUCAUCUUGGGCAUGAUUCUCCUCGUAUACCUCGUAUCCUCCUUCCGAACGAACGUCGCUCUGGUCUUGACAAUCUUCUCCCUCGACCUCGGUAUCGUCCUAACUACAAGUGCAUACUGGUUAUAUGGUGGUCAUGCUGUUGGCGAAUUGGAAGUUGGCAAAAAGAUGCUUUUUGUGGGUGUCAACAAAAGAGGCUGGAGUCUGUUUUAUUGUCGCGUCCGCGUGCAGCUGCUGGAUUUUAUUCUCGACUUUGCUGGAAGCGGUAGACUUUCCCCUGUCUUUGCCUGUCGGGGAUCUGGGUGGAAGGAAGAUUCGCUUAAAGACUAA